Didymodactylos carnosus is the source of this 491-nucleotide messenger RNA. The record is from the annotation of a GenBank genome assembly. NCBI's taxonomy places the organism in Eukaryota, Metazoa, Rotifera, Eurotatoria, Philodinida, Philodinidae.
AUGUUUGAUGGAUUAUUAGCACUUAAAACAAUCAUGGCUGAAGAUUUGGAAUUAAACGAUCCUCGUAUUCAUUUUGUGGCUGAUUAUGUUUUAAAAACUUUAAAAUUAAAAUCAGAUAAAUUUGCUAAAAUGUACGGUAUCGAAGAAAAUAAAGUAAUGAUACACGAUUAUUUUGAUAAAAAUGAAUCUCAGAUAUUAGUUAUUCAAUUUACGGCAGCUGGUUCUCUACAGCCAUCAACAACAUUUCCAAAUAUAUUAAAAAAUAAAUCGUGUUAUUUUAUUAAAAAACGACGUGAACCAACACCAAAAGAUAGUUCAUUUAAAGAAACAAUUAUGUAUGGUGAUUUAUCAACAGCACCACUUGAUCAACUAUCAGCAAUGGUUGAUGAAUUGUUAAUUCCAUUAUUACAAAAUCCAAUGAAUAAUGAAGCAUGGCCAAAAGUAUUAUCACAAGAUAUUAUGAGACAUGCAUUAGGAAUUAAAAAUAAAGU